AUGGACACGUCGGGGCACUUCCACGACUCGGGCGUGGGGGACCUGGAGGAGGACCCCCGGUGCCCUUGCCCGUCGUCGGGGGACGAGCGCCCGCCGCCCGCCGCGCUGCCGCCGCUCCAGCACAGCCUGUUGCACUCCUCGCCCGGGUCGCUGCGGGCCCCUCCUCCCGCCGCCCCCGCCGCCCUCCACCCUUCCUCCCGCCACGGCAGCCAGCUCAACCUCAGCGACCACUUGGCCGGUCACUCGCCGGGCUCGGCGGCGGGCGGCGGCGGCAAGCACCGGCAGCCCAGCCCGCUGGUGCACCGGCGGGACAGCAACCCGUUCACCGAGAUCGCCAUGAGCUCCUGCAAGUACAGCGGGGGGGUGAUGAAGCCCCUCAGCCGGCUCAGCGCCUCCCGCAGGAACCUCAUCGAGGCGGAGCCCGAGGCGCAGCCGCUGCAGCUCUUCGGGGCCGGCGGGCCCCCCGAAAUCGUCGUCUCGCGCGAGGACAACCACGCGCCCGCCACGCGGCCCCCCGCCCGCCGAGGCCCCCGCGCCGACCGCCCGCCCGCCCGCCCGGCCCCCGCCGCCUUCGCCAAGGGACCCAAGCGCAAGGCGCAGAACAUCGGCUACCGCCUGGGCCACCGGCGCGCGCUCUUCGAGAAGCGCAAGCGCCUCAGCGACUACGCGCUCAUCUUCGGCAUGUUCGGCAUCGUCGUCAUGGUCAUUGAGACCGAGCUCUCCUGGGGGCUCUACUCCAAGGACUCCAUGUUCUCCCUGGCCCUGAAAUGCCUUAUCAGCCUGUCCACCAUCAUCCUGCUGGGCCUCAUCAUCGCCUACCACACGCGGGAGGUGCAGCUCUUUGUGAUCGACAACGGGGCCGACGACUGGCGGAUAGCGAUGACGUACGAGCGCAUCCUCUACAUCAGCCUGGAGAUGCUGGUUUGUGCCAUACACCCCAUCCCCGGGGAGUACAAAUUUUUCUGGACAGCCCGCCUGGCUUUCUCCUACACGCCUUCUCGGGCAGAGGCGGACGUGGACAUCAUCCUGUCCAUCCCCAUGUUCCUGCGCCUCUACCUGAUCGCCCGGGUGAUGCUGCUGCACAGCAAGCUCUUCACCGACGCCUCGUCGCGCAGCAUCGGAGCACUCAACAAGAUCAACUUCAACACGCGCUUCGUCAUGAAGACCCUCAUGACCAUCUGCCCCGGGACGGUGCUGCUGGUCUUCAGCAUUUCCCUCUGGAUCAUCGCCGCGUGGACGGUCCGGGUGUGCGAGAGGUACCACGACCAGCAGGACGUAACCAGCAACUUCCUGGGGGCCAUGUGGCUCAUCUCCAUCACCUUCCUCUCCAUCGGGUACGGUGACAUGGUCCCGCACACCUACUGCGGGAAGGGGGUCUGCCUCCUCACCGGCAUCAUGGGCGCUGGCUGCACAGCCCUGGUGGUGGCCGUGGUGGCCAGGAAGCUGGAGCUCACCAAAGCGGAGAAGCACGUCCACAACUUCAUGAUGGACACGCAGCUGACCAAGCGGAUCAAGAACGCUGCAGCCAACGUCCUGCGGGAGACGUGGCUCAUCUACAAGCACACCAAGCUGCUGAAAAAGAUUGACCACGCAAAAGUCAGGAAGCACCAGAGGAAGUUCCUACAAGCCAUUCACCAGUUGCGGAGCGUGAAGAUGGAGCAGAGGAAGCUGAGCGACCAGGCCAACACGCUGGUUGACCUUUCAAAGAUGCAGAACGUGAUGUACGACCUCAUCACCGAGCUCAACGACCGCAGCGAGGACCUGGAGAAGCAGAUCGGCAGCCUGGAGUCCAAGCUGGAGCAGCUCAGCGCCAGCUUCAACUCCCUGCCGCUGCUCAUCGCGGACAUGCUGCGCCAGCAGCAGCAGCGCCUGCUCGCUGCCCUCAUCGAGGCGCGGGGGGUCAGCGUGGCGGUGGGCACCCCGCAAACUCCUCUUUCCGAGAGCCCCAUUGGGGUCAGCUCCACCUCCUUCCCCACCCCUUACACUAGCUCAAGCAGCUGCUAAAAAUGCAGAGCGAAGCCUCUCGGCCCUCCACGGACACGGGAAGAGCUGACGCGCGGGUCCUGAGGUCUCAAGGGACUUUCUUCGGGUUUCUCGAAGCGCCGCGGGAACGUUCGGUGCGACCAGCGGUGCCGAGCGGGUGCUCGGAGCUCGCUAACGCCUUGGAAUAGGAAAUCUAAUCCCCGUUUAGGUGCCUCUACACGUGGUGAAGGAAGGGGACGGGAGGCGAAGCCUCUGGCAAGGCCCGUGCUGCAGUGUUCGGUGGAGGACAGAAAUCCACGCUCAAUCUCAGGUCUUCACAUUGAAAACAAAACAAAACAAAAACAAAACCAAGUCGGAAGCACUGAAGCAACGGAGACACCAGAGGAAGAGUAUUCCACUGUGUGGACCCCGGGGCCGGGUGCGAGGCCGGGGCCGCUCGCCCAGGGCGCGCUCCCCUUCCUCCUGCUCUGCUCCCAGCCCCGGCGGGCAGGCGCCCAUCCCGUGGCUUCUUGCACAGGCUCUGACCUAAGAUGUCCACGCUCCAUCCCAUCUCCUUGCCAAGACACGAAUGCACACACGCAUCUCUCGCAUUCCAGGGUAGGUGAUGGUGCCUGACCUGCGUGGGGGUGUUUCUCCGGAGCAGCAAGAGGUUUCUGCUCGGGCAGGACAAGCAGCGGUUCUUCUUCUUGGCGCCCGGAGCUCGGGAAGCAGUGCCUAAAGCAAGCGGGGGAACGCCGCCCCAUUUCGGAGGUGUCCCCACCGUCACCCACCCCGGAGCACCCCUGCGUUUCGGGAGGGCGCCGGGCACGUCCCCAAGCCUGGUGCCAUUCACAGCGGCCCCAGAACUGCCGGGUGCCCAACGCCCCCAGCUGAGCCGAUGGCGCCGAGGUUGGGGGCUCCCUGUAAAGCGGUGUAGUGACGAAGGCGAGUACUGAGAGGGAAGCUUCAUCUGUUUAAAACCAACCCACCUCCCUUGUCCCGCUUCUGCUGGGUUUGGUGGGGAUCAGCAGCACCAUCCAGGGCUGGUUCUGGCUUUUAGCUGGUGCUCAGCUCUCUGACGGACGCUUGGGCAUCACCUGGCUACUUUGGGAAGGAACCGUUUUCUGUUCUGUUUUCACCAUUUCCCCUUUUUCUUAGCUCUUCCCUGCGGUUGUUUUGGGGCUCUGCCUGGUCUUUGCACAGAGCCUUGCCUCCUGCCAGCAGGCUGCAGCUCUGGGAUGGUGUUUGCUGCUUUCAAUGAAAACUCAGCAGAGGAUAUUUAUAUAUUUUUAAACAGAUGAAGUAACCAUGUAAUUACUCCGCGAUAUUAAUUACACAUCACCCGGCAGUGUCAGUAAUUGUAAUCAAAGUCACUGUGUUACGCCAGGUAUACUUAGCCUGUAAUCUUCUCCCGUGUAACUCUUUCACUUCCAUAAAUAACGCCGCAUUUCACGCGCACGUAGGCAGGGCCGUAUCAGCCUGGUGCAGAGGGAUUUCUGUGCAAAACUCCACUUACUGCUGGUGGUAGGUGUUUUACUCCCUGCGCCCUGCAAUUAAAGUUGCAUAGAAAACAAGCGGCGGGUAGCGAGGCGCGCUCCCCCCCGCCAGCUCCAGCCAUCAGCAUGCAGUGGAGGAGGAGGAGGAGGAGGAAGAGGAGGAAGGCUCCUCUGCUGUGGGCUCCGGGGGAGCUGCAAAAUGAGCUCCUGGUGCUGCAGAGGUGGUUGUGUUAAGGCUGUCGGUAGCAUGGUAGCAAGCCAUGGUUGUUCUUGUCGCGUGUUUUGCAUUCAGGGAGGAGAGGAGGUGCACGGAGAUCACUGCCAGCCUUUUCUAUUCCUUGGCCAGCAGCAGAUACUCAGCUUCUGGGAAUGCGCUGCUCUUCCCCUUUUCAAAGAUCUUGUCAUUAGUGUAAUUGUAGGGUGGGCAGGACUGCUGGGAGAGUGUCACUGCCUCGGCAGCAGCCCAAAGUCUAUUCUGAGCCUUGCUGCUGAUCCCCGUGUGCCUACAGGUAACCCUCGUCCACACUUCCCCGGUCCUAAGAUGGGGAUAAAGAAGCUUCCGCCCGUCUUUGCAAGGAGGUUUCAAGCCUGGCAAUGAAGAAAGCCUUGUAAAUUCUAAGAGCGAGCCUAAAAUACAGAAUCUCCACUGGCCGCAGGCAGCCAGCAGAGAAAAACAUUUCCCCGCCUCUUCUGUGGUUUGUGUAGGAACAAACUGCCGUGUACAACAUGUACACGGAGAUGCAGAAAUACAUCGUAGGGCGUUGGAUAGCUGAGGGAAGUAUUGAUGCCUGAGAAUCGAUAUCACCAGCGGGAACCUCCUUACGGGCUAAUCAUCAAGUCUGGGAAAUCAAACUGAGUAAGACGGGAUGAGGAAAUGCCAGCUGGCUAGGACCUGAGGCUGUGAAGGGGAGUGAAAUACCAGCGAUGAAAGCUCGAGUAGUGCAACCAGUGCAGGAGAAGCUCCUCUUUGGGCAGAGCUGCUGCUUGGGCGUGCUGUCACGAGGGGCCAGGAGUGACAGGAGCCAGGCUGGGGAGGUGGCAUCCCGGCUGCAGUGCUGGGUUGUGCCGGGCCACGUGCUGCUGCACGGCUUUGGGGUGCCGGAACUCAUGGCACCACUGCAGCUCCUGGCCCUGCAUCCUCCACGCUGGGCUCUGUGCCCUACGACCUGCAGAUUGCAGCCCCCAGCCCUGCACCCCACACACUGCACCUCCCGUCCUCACCCCCCUGCACAACCCCAAAACCUCCCUGCCCAGCACCUUGCAGCCCUGGGUCUGCACCCUGUGCUUGGCACCUUGCACCCUGCAGCACGUGCACCCUUGAUCCUCCAUCCCGCACCCUUGAUCCCCCAUCCUGCACACUGUGCACCCUGCUUCCUCCAUCCUGCACCCCCCCCCCGUUGGUUCAGCACCGCAUCCCACUGUCAGUCCUGGGGCCAAGUCCCGGUGCCCACCCCGGGCACUGAGCCCACCGGGGCCAGCCCUGGGGCUCCCCCCACCUCACAGCCUCAGCCCCGCCGCUGGGACCGGAGCCGCCCUGAGGCCACGGUGAGGGCUCCUCUCCCCGGCAGGCAGAAGCGGGCAUGGGGCGAGCUCUCCACAACCCCAACCCAAGCACCCCAGCACGGUCUGGUGCCUGGGGUGCGCACCUGGAGCUGUUCCCCCACUCCCUGCAUCUUGGUACGAGCGCUGGCGUCACCUCAGUGCAUGUGGCAGCCACCAACGCACAUGCACUGGGGCGCACGCUCAUGCCCCGGAGCUUCCCUCCCCGGCAGCCGGCUGGCAGGACCACGGUGUGCAGCCUCCCCCAGCCUAUGGCAGGAUGCUCCCCAGUGCUGUUCACACACCUGAGAAAGUUGUUUCGGAGCCUGCAGCCAUGGGCCCGGAGAGGCUGCCCCUCCAACUGCGUCCGGGCAAGCGGAGAGAAGAGCUGGGACCACCGACAGAUGCGGAGGAAAAGCAC
Messenger RNA from Cygnus atratus (black swan), 5418 nucleotides. It is a transcript of the gene KCNN3, whose product is annotated as potassium calcium-activated channel subfamily N member 3. Gene Ontology annotation, molecular function: small conductance calcium-activated potassium channel activity; calmodulin binding. Bases 1 to 2004 code for a protein of 667 amino acids. Gene Ontology annotation, cellular component: neuronal cell body; neuron projection; plasma membrane. The record is from RefSeq and is a predicted model, not a curated record. The transcript is spliced from 8 exons. Gene Ontology annotation, biological process: potassium ion transmembrane transport. Lineage: Eukaryota; Metazoa; Chordata; Aves; Anseriformes; Anatidae.